Molecule: messenger RNA, 565 nt
Organism: Saprolegnia parasitica CBS 223.65
Lineage: Eukaryota; Oomycota; Saprolegniomycetes; Saprolegniales; Saprolegniaceae
Exons: 1
Coding region: 30-506 (158 amino acids)
Cellular component (GO): membrane
Source: RefSeq, a predicted model, not a curated record
UUUUCAAUUUCACUUGGAUCCGCACGAAGAUGAUCUCGACGCCGGCGACGACGCAGGUGCUCAUGCUGUGCACGGCGAUCCUGUACGUCAAGUACCUCGCGUCGCUCAUGGUCCAGGGCGGCAAGAAGUUUACUGCCGGCACGCGCGCGCCCGAGGACAUGGCCGCGAGCUCGGCGAUCCCGCGCCAGAACUUUGGCCUCUCGGCCAACAUUGUCGAGAGCGACGCGCACCAGCAAGCCAAGGCCGACGACAUUCGCUGGCAGCGCAUCGUCGGCAACGACCUCGAGAACCUUCCGUUCGGCAUCAUUCUGGCCUGGACGUCGAUCCUCGCCGGCGGCAACACGUCCGUGACGUCGGUCGCGUACAUCGUCUUUACCAUCGUCCGCGUUGUGCACACGCUGGCGUUUGCCAACCACAUCUUUUGGCCGCGCACGUCGGCGUGGACACUUGGGAUUCUCUCGAUGCUGACCAUGGCCAUCAACGGCAUUGUCGGCUCGUUUUCGUAAACGUGAUCUCUUAUCAAUCCUAAUUAAGCUCUUUCAAACCCUUUCUAUAUGUACCUCGA